GCCUAAAACAGUCUUUCCUAGUUCCUUCUUCUUCAGUUUAUCUUCUUCUCUCUUUCUACGUUUUUAUUAUUUUUUUAGAGAUUUUAUUUUAGAUCCUCGACUUGAAUUGUUUCCGGGAACGAUGACAUCUCCGGCGAGUUCCCGGUGAGAUGAUCUAGUUUACAUGUCAGAUUGCAUACUUGACUCCUCCAUGGCUAUUCUCAAGGGUUUUGGCUGCGAUGGAUUCGUUUGGUUGCUCUAGAUUCUAAAGAGAUUAUCACAACGGCUCUGCUGCAAUUUGGAAACUUUCAUGUUUUGGGAGAUCAAAGAUGGUUUCUUUAUUAUACUUUACUUGUUAGAGAGGAUUUGAAGCAGCGAAUUGCUGCAAAGAUCCUGUUAUGGAUACUAAUACAUCUGGAGAAGAAUUAUUAACUAAGGCAAGAAAGCCAUAUACAAUAACAAAGCAGCGAGAACGAUGGACAGAGGAUGAGCAUGAGAGGUUCUUAGAAGCCUUGAGGCUUUAUGGAAGGGCUUGGCAACGAAUUGAAGAACAUAUUGGGACAAAGACUGCUGUUCAGAUCAGAAGUCAUGCACAAAAGUUCUUCACAAAGUUGGAGAAAGAGGCUGAAACUAAAGGUAUUCCUGUCUGUCAAGCUCUGGACAUUGAAAUUCCACCUCCUCGUCCUAAACGAAAACCCAAUACUCCUUAUCCUCGGAAACCUGGGAAUAACGGUACAUCUUCCUCACAAGUAUCAUCAGCAAAAGAUGCAAAACUUGUCUCAUCGGCCUCUUCGUCACAGUGUAAUCACGCAUUCUUGGAUUUGGAAAAAAUGCCGGUUUCUGAGAAAACAUCAACUGGGAAAGAAAAUCAAGAUGAUAAUUGCUCGGGGGUUUCGACUAUGAACAAGUAUCCCUUACCAAAAAAAGUAACUCAAAGAAAGGGAAAUGCUGAUAUUGAAACAAGUAAGACCUCAACCGUGGACAAUGCGGUUCAAGAUGUUCCCAAGAAGAAUAAAGACAAAGAUGGUAACGAUGGUACUGUGCACAGCCUGCAAAACUACCCUUGGCAUUUUCACGCGGAUAUUGUAAACGGGAAUAUCACAAAAUGUCCUCAGAAUCAUCCCUCAGGUAUGGUAUCUCAAGAUUUCAUGUUUCAUCCUAUGAGAGAAGAAAUUCACGGGCACGGAUUUCGUCAAGCUACUACAGCAUCUGCUACUACUACAACUUCUCAUCAACCGUUUCCAGCUUGUCAUUCACAGGAUGAUUACCGUUCAUUUCUCCAGAUGUCAUCUACUUUCUCCAAUCUUAUUAUGUCAACUCUCCUACAGAAUCCUGCAGCUCAUGCUGCAGCUACAUUUGCUGCUUCCGUUUGGCCUUGUGCGAGUGUCGGGAACUCUGGAGAUUCAUCAACCCCAGUGAGCUCGUCUCCUCCAAAUGUAGCUGCUAUUGCUGCAGCUACAGUAGCUGCUGCAACUGCUUGGUGGGCUUCUCAUGGACUGCUUCCUGUAUGCGCUCCAGCUCCACUUACAUGUGUUCCUUUACCAACCGUUGUUCCAACUCCAGCGAUGACUGAGAUGGAUACCGAUGAAAAUGCUCAACUACCGCUUGAGAAACAAAACACUGCUCUGCAAGAUCCAAAGUUGGCUUCGAAAUCUCCAGCUUCAUCAUCUGAUGAUUCAGAGGAGACCGGAGUAACCAACGUAAAUGCUGCUUCAAAAGCAAAUGGUGAUAAGGUUGAGGAAGUUGUUGUAACUGCAGCUGCGCAUGACUCAAACGUUACCAAGAAAAAAAAUCUGGUGGAUCGCUCAUCGUGUGGCUCUAACACACCUUCAGGGAGUGAUGUGGAAACAGACGCACUAGAUAAAAUGGAGAAAGAUAACGAGGAUGUGAAGGAGGCAGAUGAGAAUCAACCAGAUGUUAAUGAGUUAAAUAACCGUAAGACUAAAUUGAGAGACAACAACAACCCAGCUACUGAUUCGUGGAAGGAAGUCUCCGAAGAGGGUCGUAUGGCGUUUCAGGCUCUCUUUGCAAGAGAAAGAUUACCUCAAAGCUUUUCACCUCCUCUAGUGGCAGAGAAUGUGAAUGGAAAACAAAUUGGCACGUCAAUGCCAUUGGCUCUUAAUUUUAAAGUUCAAGAUUCCCGUGAUGCAGACCAAGAAAGAGUAGUAAUGAUCGGUGUUGGACCUGGAAAGAGUCUUAAAACGAGACAGACAGGGUUUAAGCCAUACAAGAGAUGUUCAAUGGAACUGAAAGAGAGCCAAGGUGACACAAACAAUCAAAGUGAUGAAAAAGUCUGCAAAAGGCUUCGAUUGGAAGGAGAAGCUUCUACAUGACAGACUUUGAGGUAAAAACACAUCCACAUUUUUACCAAUAUCUUUAAAUCUAGUGUUAGUGAUUGCAACUUCAAUCUUCAUGAAAGAGACUGUUAUUUCUUCCUUUUUAGAUCCAUCAGAACAUUUCUUUGGUCAUGUCAAGUUCUGUACCAUAUCCCCAUGUAUUAUCUUCUGUCUGUCUCUGUUUGUGUAUGCUACUUCUGGUCUAUAUGUCUGCUGCUACUACUACUGUUAAUUAACCAUUCAAGCAAUGGAUUCAUGUCUUUUCAAAAUUGUGGAUAUUGAUGAUGGAAUCAUAAAUAGUUUAGAAUGACAA
Molecule: messenger RNA, 2628 nt
Organism: Capsella rubella
Lineage: Eukaryota; Viridiplantae; Streptophyta; Magnoliopsida; Brassicales; Brassicaceae
Product: protein LHY
Exons: 9
Coding region: 378-2312 (644 amino acids)
Molecular function (GO): DNA binding
Source: RefSeq, a predicted model, not a curated record